GUAAUUAGUGAGCUAGAGAGCGAAGGGCGAAUGAGCUGUUAACUGCCUAGCUAAUCCUCAACCCGCUCACUCGCUCAGGCAGCCCAACGCCGAUGGUCAGACUCGUCAAGUCGGCGGCAGGCGGCAGGCACGGCGUCUCGGAGAGGGAGAGGGAGAGCGAGAGCGAGAGACCAACCCUAGCCGAGCGGCCGUAGCCUGUAGCAUGCAUGGCAUCGCCGGCGGCGCGCGCCGAUCCGCCGGAACGGAGCCGCCGGCCGCGGCGACGGCAAGGGGAGGGAGGCCACGGGCGAGGGGCUUCAACUCGCAGCGGCAGCAAGCCGGCAACUGCCAACUGGUCUGCAAAGAGUACUGGUUCAGUGGUGAUUCCUGAUUCCCUCCUGUUAAUUUACUCAGUGAAUUGGAUGCCAACAGUGGAGUCGUUAGGUCGAGAAUGCAUACGAUUUGUUUGAUGAAUUGCUUGUAGAGCCCAAUAGUUUGACACUUCGAUUCGUUACUGUUUUCAGUUCAGUUCAGUAAACUGUGAUUCAGUUCAAGUUCGUUAUAUGAUAGAAAUAUCCCAGGACUAGUGAGUCCAAAUACAGCUACUUAUUGUUCAUCAUGUAGAAUUGAAGUGACCUAGGGAACUUCCGAACUUAUAAAAUCGGACCAAAAUAUUACUCUUUACACUGUAUUUGACAUAAUCUAUGCAAAAGCAUGCCUGAAAUUUAUCGCAUACUAAGCUGUUUUAGUACAAACAUUUGUUACUCAGACCUGAUACUGAUAGUCAUUAUGCAAUUGGCAAAAGAUUCAGAGACACAUGUCACACAUUUUUUCUGCUUCAUUUUUUUUUAGAGGAGUUCAAUGUAUGCAAACAUUUCUUCUGCCCUGAAGUGUAGGGUAGAAAAACAUUUUCUCGGCAAUCUAUAGCUAGUUAACACCUGUCAAGCCUGUCUACUUCAGCAAGAAUGUCGACGACAGCAAAUCCUCCCCGUGGUGCUACUAAUGGCCAGAAUUGACUAGCUUGAUGCCUUGGUCUAUUUGGUCUCACUAGCUGUUACCUGUUGUUUUUGUCUGGACAAGAAUUUCUACGGAUUUACUGCUAUCGUGACACGAAUUCCCUAUUGCUGCUUUCUGCGUGGCAAAUUCCAGUAAGUGCUUGAUUAGUCAAGUAUAUGUAGAAUUCCAUGGUGACGAAGACCUUUCCAUGACAAGUGUUAGGAUAGCUCUAUAACUACACAAGUUUGGCAGCUCACCAGCUGUUAUCAGGGGUAGGAAGCAAGAGCCUGAAGCAAAGAACAAUGGUUGCUCUGCUACUCUUUCCCAUGCUGUUGCAGCUACUGUCCCCAACUUGUGCACAAACUCAGAAGAACAUCACAUUGGGCUCCACUUUGGCACCCCAGAGUCCUGCCUCUUCAUGGCUAUCACCCUCUGGCGACUUCGCAUUUGGCUUCCGACCUGUAGAGGGCAACACCUCCUUCUACCUCAUCGCCGUCUGGUUCAACAAGAUUAGCGAUAAGACAGUUGUCUGGUAUGCCAAAAAUACUGACCAAGAUCCAUCGAUAGUAGAAGUGCCAUCUGAUUCUUUUCUCCAACUCACUAAUGAUGGUGCACUCUCACUGAAAGACCGGUCUGGUCAGGAGGGCUGGAAUCCCCAGGUUACCAGUGUGGCAUAUGCUAGCAUGCGCGACACCGGCAAUUUUGUGCUCCUUGGUGCAGACGGCACGACAAAGUGGCAGACCUUUGACAUGCCGUCAGACACCAUCUUGCCUACUCAGGUGAUACCUUGCAACAAGACUCGCAACAAGUCACUCCGUGCCCGACUCGACAUCAAUGACUACUCCAGUGGUCGGUUUCUCCUUGAUGUGCAAACUGAUGGAAACCUUGCCCUGUAUCUUGUUGCUGUUCCCUCUGGAUCCAAAUACCAGCAAUAUUGGUCCACUGACACGACUGGAAAUGGCUCAGAGUUGGUAUUCAGUGAGACUGGGAAGGUAUACUUUGCACUGACAGAUGGUACACAGAUCAACAUCUCAUCAGGUGCAGGAAUUGGAUCAAUGGCAGACUACUUCCAUCGCGCCACACUGGACCCUGACGGUGUUUUCCGGCAAUAUGUGUACCCGAAGAAAGCGAAUGCAGGCAUCCUAGGUGGUGAGACAUGGACAGCAGUGAGCAUGCAGCCCCAGAAUAUCUGCCAUGCCAUAGUUUCAGAUGUUGGCAGUGGCGUCUGUGGGUUCAACAGUUACUGCACCUUUGAUGGCACCAGGAAUCAGAUUGCAAGCUGCCAAUGCCCACCAUGGUACAAGUUCUUCGAUGAGCAGAAGAAGUACAAAGGGUGUAAGCAAGACUUUCAACCGCAUAGCUGCGACUUGGAUGAGGCAACGGCACUUGCUCAGUUUGAGCUGAGACCAAUUUAUGGUGUGGAUUGGCCACUGUCUGACUAUGAGAAAUAUGAGCCCAUAGGACAAGAUGAUUGUGGAAGGCUGUGUGUGAUCGACUGCUUCUGCGCCAUGGCGGUGUACAAUCAGAGCACCAGCACUUGCUGGAAGAAGAAGCUCCCUUUGUCAAAUGGGAAUAUGGCUGACUAUGUCCAGAGGACCGUUCUUCUCAAGGUGCCAAGUAGCAAUAGUUCGCAAUCCAUGAUCAGUACAAGCUCCAACAAAUGGAAGAGGAACAGGAAGCACUGGGUCCUAGGGAGUUCUUUGAUUCUUGGAACCUCCAUAUUGGUGAACUUUGCACUCAUCUCCAUUUUCCUUUUUGGUACUUACUGUAGAAUAGCCACAAAAAAGAAUAUCCCAUUGUCACAAGCAUCAAGUAAAUCCCAACUACCCUUGAAGACCUUCACUUACAAAGAGCUGGAGAAGGCAACGGCUGGCUUCCAUGAGAUUCUAGGUGCCGGUGCCUCUGGUGUUGUGUACAAGGGCCAGUUGGAGGAUGAACUCAAGACCAACAUUGCAGUGAAAAAGAUUGACAAGCUCCAACCAGAAACCGAGAAGGAGUUCAUGGUAGAAGUCGAGACCAUUGGGCAGACAUUCCACAAGAAUUUGGUUAGAUUGCUUGGUUUCUGUAAUGAAGGAGCCGAAAGACUGCUAGUUUAUGAGUUCAUGACCAAUGGCCCUCUCAACCGUCUUUUGUUCGACAAUAGUCGCCCACAUUGGAACACCCGAGUUCAUAUCGCGCUUGGGGUGGCAAGAGGUUUGCUCUACUUACAUGACGAAUGUAGCAAGCAAAUCAUCCAUUGUGACAUAAAGCCGCAGAAUAUCCUUCUUGAUGACAACCUUGUGGCCAAGAUUUCAGACUUUGGCCUAGCAAAGCUUCUUUUGACAAACCAAACAAGGACAAACACCGGUAUUCGGGGUACUCGAGGUUAUGUUGCACCUGAGUGGUUCAAGAACAUUGGGAUCUCUACCAAGGUUGAUGUUUAUAGCUUCGGAGUGAUACUACUAGAGCUUGUUUGCUGUAGGAGGAAUGUCGAGCUAGAGGUUGUCGAUGAGGAACAGACGAUAGUGACUUACUGGGCCAAUGACUGCUACCGGUCUGGGAGGAUUGAUUUGCUGGUAGAGGGCGAUGAUGAGGCGAUCUACAAUAUUAAGAAGGUGGAAAGAUUUGUGACAGUGGCAUUGUGGUGCCUUCAGGAGGACCCAAGCAUGCGACCUAACAUGCUAAAGGUGACACAAAUGCUUGAUGGUGCAGUUGCAAUCCCCAGUCCUCCUGAUCCCUGUUCCUUCAUCAGCUCACUUCCAUAGUAUCUCUUGCAUGGUCAAAUAAGUUUUCAUAUGCGUCAAAACAAUAAGCAUUUGGUGAAUAGCUUUAGCUAUAUUCAGAAGGCAAAUAGUUAUUAAUUUGGCAUUGUACUGUAGCAACUUUUAGAUCUCCCAUGUGUAGCUAUAAUUGAGUGGGAUACACAACUGGUCCAUCUCUUUGAGCUAGAUAUUUAUCUAUAUCUGUUAUGUAAUAAAAAAAGGAAUUAUAGCUAUACAUUCAACUAAUAUUUCCUAGUAGAAUUAUAGCUUCUAAAAUAAUUCAUCGAAUAAUACAAUGAAUAUCUUUUAAUCCAUAUUUUGGAAAUGAGAAGAGAAAAUAGAAGAUGACAAACGUAGUAGGAGA
This is a messenger RNA of Oryza sativa Japonica Group (Japanese rice), 4080 nucleotides long. NCBI's taxonomy places the organism in Eukaryota, Viridiplantae, Streptophyta, Magnoliopsida, Poales, Poaceae. The record is from RefSeq and is a predicted model, not a curated record.